Molecule: messenger RNA, 519 nt
Organism: Pyrus x bretschneideri (Chinese white pear)
Lineage: Eukaryota; Viridiplantae; Streptophyta; Magnoliopsida; Rosales; Rosaceae
Product: secreted RxLR effector protein 161-like
Exons: 3
Coding region: 1-519 (172 amino acids)
Source: RefSeq, a predicted model, not a curated record
AUGAGUACUUGUGCCAAAAUCCACAAGGACUUGAGUGGCAAAGAUGUUGAUCAAACUUUUAAGAAGAUCAUUAAAUAUGUGGAUGGAACUACUGAUUUUGGGCUACAAUAUACGCAUGACAGCAACACCAAUUUGGUUGGAUACAGUGAUGCCGAUUGGGCUGGGUGUAUUGAUGAUCGAAAUAGUACCUUUGGGGGAGCUUUCUAUCUUGGAAACAAUCUGAUGGCUUGGCACAGCAAGAAGCAAAUCUAUGUCUCUUUGCCUACAGUUAAGGCUGAAUAUGUUGUUGCUGGUAGCUCUUACACUCAAUUGAUAUGGAUGAAGCAAAUGCUUAGUGACUAUGGUACCCUCCAUUAUAGGGACAUAUCGAACUUGAACAAGCUCGAUUUCACCGAUUUGGAAGUAUCUGGAAGAAGCUACCUGAAGUGGAUUCAAGACAUGAAGCUUCAUCAUAUUGCAAAGGGUAUUAAAGCCGUCAUCAAGGCACUCAUCAAUGACAAACCUGUCGACGAAGCUUAG